Molecule: messenger RNA, 472 nt
Organism: Bubalus bubalis (water buffalo)
Lineage: Eukaryota; Metazoa; Chordata; Mammalia; Artiodactyla; Bovidae
Product: putative transmembrane protein INAFM2
Exons: 2
Coding region: 1-354 (117 amino acids)
Source: RefSeq, a predicted model, not a curated record
AUGCAGCGCCGGCGCGAGCAGGAGCGGCGGCGGCGGGCAGCCGGUGCGCGCGGGCGGGAGGCAGCUCGGAGACCGGGAGGCUGGGAGGGCCGGGGCCCGGGCGGCGCGCGCGCUCUCCUCCCUCUCUCCCUCCCUCCCUCCCGCGCACACUCGCCCGCCCGCCGCCCGCAGCCUCGCGCUCGCUCUCACGCGCGCUCCCCCCAGCCGCCGCCGGCGCCCAGGCCCCCCGCGCGCCCCACGCCGGCGCCCUCGGCCACCGCGGACGAGCGGAGCUGGCCCGUUUCUGGAGCUCCGGGCCGGAGGGGAACAAUUCCAGCUUCCCAGCCUCUGCCGCGGAGAUUGCAGCUCACCUGAGAAUAAAGACCAAGAGGCUGUUUAAUGAGAAAGCCCUGAAGCUUUUAAAACUACAGAGAGGAGUAAAAGCUGAGCAAUAAGGUUAAGCUGGGAAACAUCUAAUGCAGCAAUCGACGAA